AGACGCACCAUUAUUUUUGUUUUUAAGGUGAAACUUGAAGCUUCAUAUGUCUGCUUUUGCAUGGUACACCGUGAUGAACCUCAAUGUUCAGUCGUUUGGGGAAAGGAUUGUGCUUUUCAUUCUAAACGUCAUUAUUUUUGGAAGACUGGAGAGAAAUUUGGAUGAUGAUGACAUGUUUUUUCUACCUCACUCUGUGAAGGAACAAGCUAAAAUCCUGUGGAGGCGUGGAGCGGCUGUUGGGUUUUACACAACCAAGAUGAAAGGCAGCCUUUGUGGUGAUGGCACUGGUGCAUGCUCCCUGCUGCCCGUCUUUGACACUGUGUUCAUCAGGAGGAAACACCGGCACCAAGGCUUGGGAACAGACGUGCUGCGGGACUUCUGUGAGACAUUCCCAGAGGUCGAGGCCCUGGGGGUCAGCUGCCUGAUGUCUCCUGCCAUGUACCAAGCACACCCAGGAAAUUCCAAGGAGAACGUGAGCCGUCAUGCGAGGACUUCUCAGAAUGACAGACCCAGACAGUCUGCCCCUGGAGACAGCAGCAAGUAGAGGAUGCGUGGAGAAGAAUUGGAAGACACAAAGAAUGAUUCAGAGUGUGGAGUGGAAGAGGAGGAUGCCGGGCUGGCGGGGCACACACCGGGCAAGCUUACAAAGUCCAGUCUCUGACGUCUCCAGACGCCCAUCUGGGCCAGGUCCAGAGGCCUGCCUGGGCUCCCAGGAUUCAGGUCUGAGACUUGUGUGGCCGGGAGUGCACCUUCCCCAGGGAUCUUUGAGGGGCCAGCGACCCCGCGGGCCCCACAUACCUCUGAGGUGGGCUCAGGCUCUAGAAUGCCUGAGAACAUGCUGCGCUCAGCAUGCGACACCGUGCAACAGGGAGGACACAUUUCCUUAAGUUAAUUGCUGAUAGUUCCUAAACAUUUCAGAAGCUUACUUAUUAAAACUAAUGUGGCUUCUGCUUCUCAGGAUAAAUUGGUGGGACUUCACCGGAACCACAGGGAUGUUUUACUGAAUGUACCUCUUUCCUUAUAGAAGUUGAAAGAUGCUCAGGAAGGGGCCACACCCAUUCCAUCUGGGCUGUAGAAACCCACUGCAGGUUUGCACAUGCCAGCCUUGCUAUUGCUGUGAGACCACGGACACCAAAGAGGUUUCCAGGGGGACACAUGUUCUUUCCGGGGAGGCUUCAGCCAUAUCAGAAGUGCCUUGAGGGCAGGGGCAGGGGCUGGAUGGUGCCUACUGCAGAUUUGGAGCUCUUUUCUGGCCUGGUAUACAGGAGGUGCUCAGAGAGGGCUCUGCACAGGCUUCAGCCAUCAGCUUAGAUGGGAAGCACCAGGUAGGAAUUUGGGCAGAUGGUGCUUCUAGCAUAUGGUGGCCUUGAGUGGAAAAGCUUGUGAUAGUAAAAGCAACUAAAAAUGACAGCCUGGCUUGAAUGUGACAUUGACCUCCCCAUUCUCAAAUACUGAUGGAGCCCUGUCUGGUGGCUUGUGUAUGGCCGCACUUGGGAUGCAGAGACAGGGACCUGCUCUCAGGCCCCAGGUCCGAAGGGCUAGGCAGAGCUGUCCCAGAGCCGUCUGCCCUCCUCAAGGGUGGAGCGCAAAUCCAGGCUGCUUUAGGGAGCCCAAAGCCUGCUCCCUGAGAGCUGGGGCGGUGCUUUCUCUACAACUGGGCCCAGCCUUGCUGAUUUCAGUAGGAUUUUUCCCAGAGAAAGCUGGUCAGGCCCUCUUGAGGCAGAUAACCUAAGCUCUUGCCCCUGCUUUUGGGAAAAUGCAAAUCCGAUCCCAUUGCCGAGGACACCCCAAACCCCUCUGUGCUCAUCACUGACUUUGGAGAAGCUGGGGGCCUGC
Piliocolobus tephrosceles (Ugandan red Colobus) is the source of this 1836-nucleotide messenger RNA. RefSeq names its product Protein FAM169B (gene FAM169B). The record is from RefSeq and is a predicted model, not a curated record. NCBI's taxonomy places the organism in Eukaryota, Metazoa, Chordata, Mammalia, Primates, Cercopithecidae. The transcript has 6 exons.